CGUAGAAUCUUCUUUCUCCGCUUUAUACAUAGACACAGGAGGAUAGCAGGGCCCUGCUGGUGUCUUCUUCUAGCAGUAGGAUUGCGGGCCUUUGUCCUAUUUAACUGGUCCUUGUUGGUGAGAAGCAGGUGAACACCCUGCAGUGGGCAGCAGAGCCUGAGGCCAGGGGCUGCAAGCCGAGGCCAGUCUGGAGGCUGCAAAGGGAGGGACACGGGGCUCCGGGGCAGCCUGCCCUCCCCUCCGGGGCCACCAGCUGCCGAGGACAGACACAGCAGGAGUGGGACUCUGAGAAGCCCCAGAGCACGGGACAGCAGGGGACCCCCGUGCAGGUGCGGUUGGGGGGUUCCGUGUUUCAGAGGUUGGACAUCAGGACCCGGGGCCGUUUUCUGGACAGUGUCGUGGCUGUGGCAUGCACAGGGUCGCUGCAGUCAGGCUGUAAUUUCUAUGUAUGGAGAAAAUCUGGGAAGGUCUCGCGCAGAGAAAGAACAGUCUGGGCUGUCUCCUGGAGAAAGCGUUUAUGAAUUGGACAGUGUAUUUAGGUCUGAAGCUGAAACUGACUCCAGGUGAGAGUUUCCUGCUGGCGACAAAGAAGGACUUGGAUGGAGGGAGCGCUUCCUCACCGUGAGUAGGGGACAGGGGACCAGGUGAGGAAGCCUUGGCCGUGCCUCAUCCCAAAUUCCCGGCGUCUGGACGGCAUCAGCCCCCCUGUCCUGUUGCAGUCUGGCCUGGCCGGGUCUGGGCUCCCCUCCUGCCCUGAGGGGACAGGGUCGCUGCCCUGCACACCGAGUCUGGAAUUCCCUGCACACACUUGUGACCCCGUCCAGGAGGAAGAACAGAGACAAAUCCGCUAAGUGGGGAAGACGACAGAGCCCCUUUCAGCAAUGCGGAGAAGUUGGGCUGAAAUGGAAACAUCCUCUGAGCAGCGCGCAGGGAGGGAGCUGGGCUUGAGAGAGAGGCUGCAGGCGGGACCUGCCAGCCUGGCUCCGCGAGGCCACGGCUCCCUUCGCUUCCCCUGUCACUCAGGCCGCAGGGGGCGGGGCCUGGCGCAGCACCCAAUCAGGGGCGCCGGGGCGGGGCCUGCGCGCCGUCCGUUCAAACGCGCCGCGGGAAGGAGGCGGCGACCUCCAGCCUCUGCCCAGUCGCGGGUGCGUCGUCGCGGCCGCCGCGCUCCGGCUGUGCGCGGCGCUGCUCCGGGAGCCGCCGGGUUCCUCCGCCUCGGCUUCUGUCGCCCUGUCAUCCGCCCUGUGACCGGCACUCGUCACAACAGCCGUGGAGAGGACGCCGCGAUCCCUGGGGGCCGGGAAAUGGACUCCGUGACCUUUGAGGAUGUGGCUGUGAACUUCACCCUGGAGGAGUGGGCUUUGCUGGAUCCUUUCCAGAAGAAUCUCUACAGAGAUGUGAUGUGGGAAACCUUGAGGAACCUGGCUGCUAUAGGGAAAAAAUGGAAAGACCAGAACAUUGAAGAUCAGUGUAAAAAUCCCAGGAGAAAACUAAGAAAUCUUAAUGAGGAGAGAGUCUGUGAAAGUAAAGAAGGUAAUCAAUGUGGAGAAACUUUCAACCAGGUUGGAGAUGAUGUAGUGAACAAGAAAACUCCACCUAGAGUAAAACUAUGUGAAAGCAGUAUGUUUGGAAAAGUCUCCAUUGAUCAUUCUUUUAAUGGGCUCAUUAGAGCUGACACUGCACACAAACCAUCUGUGUAUAAGGGAUGUGGACAAAAGCCAUACACACAUAAGCAGCGUGAGAAAGCCUUCAGUUAUCCCCACUCCUUUGGAAUAUAUGAAAGGUCUCCUGCUGGAAAGAAACCCUAUGAGUGUAAAGAAUGUGGCAAAACCUUCAAUUCUCUCACAGGCUUUCGAAAUCACAUGAUAAUGCACAGUGGAGAUGGACCUCAUAAAUGUAUGCUUUGUGGAAGAGCGUUUGCUUUUCUCAGUUUAUAUCGUAAACAUGAAAGAACUCACACUGGAGAGAAACCAUAUAAAUGUAAACAAUGUGGUAAAGCUUUCCGUACCUCUGGUUCUGUACGAGUACAUGAAAUAACUCACACAGGAGAGAAGCCAUAUGAAUGUAAGGAGUGUGGGAAAGCAUUCAUUCAUUUCAGUUCCAUGCUUAUACAUGAAAGGACACACACUGGAGAAAAACCCUAUGAAUGUGAGCAAUGCGGGAAAGCAUUUGCUCAGCGGAGGAGCAUUCAGUGGCACAUGAGAAUGCACAGUGGAGACAGACCUCAUGAAUGUAAGAUAUGUGGGAAAGCCUUUUAUUCUCCCAAGUCAUUUCAAACACAUGAAAGAAGUCACAAUGGAAAGAAACCCUAUGAAUGUAAACAAUGUGGUAAAGCCUUCAGUUCUUCCACUUCUUUGCGAUAUCAUGAAAGAAUUCACACCGGAGAGAAACCCUAUAAAUGUAAGUUCUGUGGUAAGGCUUUCAGGUCUGCCAAGAAUGUUCAAUUACAUGAAAGAACACACACUGGAGAGAAGCCAUAUGAAUGUAAGGAAUGUGGGAAGGCAUUUAAUUUUCCCAGUUCCCUUCAUAUUCAUGAAAGGACUCAUACUGGACAAAAACCCUAUGAAUGUAAGCAAUGUGGGAAAGCAUUUCAUUGUGUCCCUUCCUUUCGUAAACAUGAAAGGACUCACACUGGAGAGAAACCCUAUGAAUGUAAACAAUGUGGUAAGGCCUUUAGUUGUUCCACUUCCUUUAAAUAUCAUGAAAGGACCCACACUGGAGAGAAACCCUAUGAAUGUAAGCACUGUGGUAAAGCCUUCAGGUCUUCCAAGUGGAUUCGAAUACAUGAAAGGACUCACACUGGAGAGAAACCCUAUGAAUGUAAACAAUGUGGUAAAGCCUUCAGGUCUUCCACUUCCUUUCGAAAUCAUGAAAGGACUCACACUGGAGAGAAACCCUAUAAAUGUAAGCAUUGUGAUAAAGCCUUCAUGUCUGCAAAGUGUGUUCGAAUACAUGAAAGGAUUCAUACUGGAGAGAAACCCUAUGAAUGUCAGACAUGUGGGAAAGCCUUUAUUCGUUCUAGUGUCUGUCGGAGACAUGAAAAAACUCAUGCUGUUAAUGUAUAAGAGAAAUCCUAUUACUGUAAGGAAUUUGGAAAGCAUUCAGUUUUCCCAGUUUCUUUCAAACACCAAACAAUAGAAUGGAGAAACACUG
Microcebus murinus (gray mouse lemur) is the source of this 3153-nucleotide messenger RNA. RefSeq lists its product as uncharacterized. The record is from RefSeq and is a predicted model, not a curated record. Gene Ontology annotation, molecular function: DNA-binding transcription repressor activity, RNA polymerase II-specific; RNA polymerase II cis-regulatory region sequence-specific DNA binding. Gene Ontology annotation, cellular component: nucleoplasm. Gene Ontology annotation, biological process: regulation of cytokine production; regulation of immune system process; negative regulation of transcription by RNA polymerase II. Lineage: Eukaryota; Metazoa; Chordata; Mammalia; Primates; Cheirogaleidae.